This is a messenger RNA of Cyprinodon tularosa, 2588 nucleotides long. It is a transcript of the gene olfml2a, whose product is annotated as olfactomedin-like 2A. The record is from RefSeq and is a predicted model, not a curated record. Gene Ontology annotation, biological process: signal transduction. The transcript is spliced from 8 exons. The coding region runs from base 182 to 2155 and encodes 657 amino acids. Lineage: Eukaryota; Metazoa; Chordata; Actinopteri; Cyprinodontiformes; Cyprinodontidae.
GGCUGAUGGAGGAAGCGCCCGGAUGAAGGCAGACGCACUUCAGAGCGCGCAUCAGAGCCCUGCAGAGAUCUGCGCCGCGCGCCUGAAACAGCGUCACCUGCAUGAAGCGGAGAUGGAGUUCAGAUAGACGCGUCGCUCCAGCCUGUGGACUGACCGCUGUGACUUUAACUUUCUGCACUUCAUGUCUACACGCCCUGAGAAAAUGUGGAAAUACGCGAACUUGUUGGUCUGUCUGCUGGUGUUGUGUAAGGACGCGUCCUCACAGAGCAAGAUAUUUGGGGAGACUGAGCCUGUCAGGAUGACGUCGGAGGGCUCCGACUGCCGCUGCAAGUGCAUCAUGCGGCCCCUGAGCAAAGAUGCCUGCCAGCGGCUGCGCAGCGGCGCCGUGCGGGUGGAGGACUUCUACACGGUAGAGACGGUCAGCUCUGGAUCGGACUGUAAGUGUUCAUGCACGGCUCCACCCUCCUCCCUAAACCCGUGUGAAAAUGAGUGGAAGAUGGAGAAGCUGAAGAAACAGGCCCCAGAGUUAUUAAAGCUGCAGUCUAUGGUGGACCUCCUGGAGGGAACUCUGUACAGCAUGGAUAUGUUAAAGGUUCACUCCUACAUCAACAAGGUUGUCUCUCAGAUGAACACCCUUGAAGAGUCCAUCAAAGCAAACCUAACUCGAGACAACGAAUAUGUGCGGGACAGCAUGAUGAGCCUCACCAACCAGUUUAAAAAAUAUGAGAACUACUCCAACAUCAUGAUGAGCAUCAAGAAGGAGAUCUCCUCACUAAGCCUGCAGCUGCUGCAGAAAGACUCCUCUGAGAGCAAAGCACAGGACACUCGUGAUGAAAAAGCCAAGCCUGCAAUAAAAGUAGCAAACAAAAAGACCCCUGCUUCCAAGAUACCCAAAGAGAAGCCAAUCAAGCCCAAGAAAGAGGUCACAAAGGCUGGAAAACCAGCUAAGCCCGACCCUACUGCAAAAUCUAAGGUGGUUGGCCACCAGCCUAGCAUCGUGAGGAGCAUCACGUACUACAAGGCCUCUAGAAUGAACGAAGACGGCCAAAGAGGAGAACACUCAGUGAAAACACACCCGGUCCAUCAUCUCACAGAACACGAGUCUGAGGAAGGAGGGACUGAAACCAUCCUAGAACCUCUUGAGGCAACUGUGGCUGAGCGCUUUGAGACCACUGUAGCUCCCACUCCUUCCACUACCACUACUACCCCUGCCACCACAACAACCGUCACCACCACUUCAACCCCCUCAGAACCCACCACCACUACAACCCAAAGUAAACCCCUGUUUGAAAGGCCUGCUCCUACUAUUGUUCUUGUGCUGGACAACUCCAACAACAACAGUCGGCCCAGUCUCCACCGAGCAGGGAAGAUCCUGAACUGUGAAGGGACUUUGGCAUCCAUAGAGCAACCAGAGAAGCAACACAGUUAUGGGCGCAACGAAGGAGCCUGGAUGAAGGAUCCUUUGGCUAAGGACUCCAAGAUCUAUGUGACUAAUUACUACUAUGGUAACAACCUAGUGGAGUUCCGUAACCUGGAUAACUUCAAACAAGGGCGUUGGAGUAACCUUUACAAACUGCCCUAUAACUGGAUUGGGACUGGCCAUGUGGUUUAUAACGGAGCUUUCUACUACAACAGGGCCUUCACCAAGAACAUCAUUAAGUAUGACCUUCGGAUGCGAUAUGUGGCCGCCUGGACGCUGCUGCAUGAUGUCGUUUACGAGGAUACCACCCCCUGGAAAUGGAGGGGACACUCGGAUAUUGACUUUGCAAUAGACGAAAGUGGUCUGUGGGUAAUCUACCCAUCUUUGGACUAUGACUACAAUCAGCAAGAGUUGAUUGUGAUUAGUAAACUGGAUCCUGGAGAUCUGUCCCUGAAAAAGGAAACAACCUACCGAACAAGCCUCAAGCGGAACACUUAUGGAAACUGCUUCAUCAUCUGCGGCGUCCUUUACGCUGUCGAUGUGCACAACCAGAAAGAAGCAGAGGUGAACUAUGCCUAUGAUACCCACACAAAUACUGAGGCAAUCCCACGCCUACCCUUCACCAAUGAGUACUCCUUCACCACCCAGAUCGACUACAACCCCAAGGAUAAGCUUUUGUACGCAUGGGACAAUGGCAAUCAGGUCACAUAUCAGGUAAACUUCAUUGAGGAGUGAACACGUCCUAUGUGUCUGUAGGCCUGCCAAUAUGGCAACCAAUUACAGGAUUCUAAGUAUUUACCAGCCUUUAAGCCCACAUUAUUGGAUGGAACAGGACUGCUAUGUUAUUGUUUAGCUGACCUCAAACUAGUGUGACAAGAUCAAAAAGCAGGAUCAAGCUGAAAUCAUCUCACAGGUUGUAUUGAAAACAAUUAAAAGAGAAAAUAUUUACACGCAAUGUUAAUUAUGGAAUGUAGCUUUAAUAUCAAGAACUCAUCUAACACCUUCUACUUGAUUUAAAUUUGUUUCGCAUUGCGUAAUAUCUUUCAAAACAGGUUUCCAUACAGAGUUUUGAACCCUACACUUAUUUGCAGAGUUUCGAAAAACAAACUAUGACAAAAACCUGAAAACAUUAUUUUACCGAAUUUUUACCGUUCAACCGACAAGUGAC